AUGGUGAUCUCCAGGGAGGAGGUGCACCUCGAGCUGGAUUUGGAGAACGGCCAGCAUAUGGAGCUUACCUGCCCGACUAUCACAGCAAUUGGGGAGCUGUUGCGCUUCCUGGUUUUGGUCCACCAUAUGCCGAGAAUAAUGCUCCUCAAGCUGAAGUGGGCAGCAGCUCAGGGAUGUCGGCAGACACAGUUGAGCAAAUGGUAA
Linum trigynum is the source of this 204-nucleotide messenger RNA. The record is from the annotation of a GenBank genome assembly. NCBI's taxonomy places the organism in Eukaryota, Viridiplantae, Streptophyta, Magnoliopsida, Malpighiales, Linaceae.